AUGAAAUAUGAUAUAAAACAAAAUGAUCCAGUUUUAGUUGUUGUUCGACAAAUUCGUGGUGUUGUUUCAUGGACAUUACCAUAUGCAUUUUCUAAUGGGAUGCUUUAUACAAGUGUUGCACGUAUACUUUGUUUGUUCAAUGAAGUAAAUCGUACUCGUCCACAUACAAGUACUAUAUUUGUUGAAAUUUCAACAUCAAAUCCAGAUUUAAUUGAUUACUCUAUUCAACUUGAUAAUACAACUGAAUAUCUACUUGAAACAGGUGUUGAACGAAGUUUUACUGUUUCGCCAGCUAUGCCUGUCUAUUAUAAAUUUAUAUUUCCACCUAAUAUUGAGAACAUUUUCAUUGAAGUUAAAUCUAAAGAUGAUCUAUGUGCUGUUGUAUCUGUUCAAUCAUUUGAUUGUCCAGUUUAUGAUGUUGGUGAAAUUGGUUUUAGACAAGGACAUUAUCAAACAAUGUCAAGAAGUGCUUCAUUUAAUGUUUAUUCUAGUGAAUUUACGAAACGAAAUGAAUUUCUUAUUGUUUUUCUUGUUAAACCAACGGAUGUUGACUGUUUGGCUUACAAAGAAUCAGCAAUGAUUGAACCAGCUGGUGUGGUUGAUGUUCAACGAAGCAAAAAUGCAACAGUUAUAUUGAAUUCACCAAAAUAUUCUAAAUAUCUCUAUAUAACAAUAUUUGUGACAACUGGUUUAUUCUUUUUAAUUUAUAUGUUCGCUUUUCUUAUUAUGUGUAAACAUUCAGAUAUUUAUGAUGAUUUAGCUCCAGAUGCUUUACCAAUUUUAGAAGCACGAACAGAGCGAGAACUUACUGAACAUCGACAUAAUGGACAACCUCAUCAAACGUCUCAAGGUGAAGAUAAUGUAAUAGAAUCAAGGGCACAUGAUUAUGAACAUCAAACAUCUGCUGUUGAAGUUAUUGAAACAUCACAUCGUGGUUUUGUAACUGUUCAUGAUUUAUCUGUAAAAGAUUAUGAAUAUUCAAAACAAAAAUUUCGUAUAUAUCCUCAAACAAUGAUAACAAUUGCUAUAUUUUAUUCUUUACCUGUCAUUCAACUGGUAUUACAAUAUCAAAUAAAUAUUGAUUCAAUUGGAAAUGAAGAUAUAUGUUAUUUUAAUUUCUUAUGUACACGACAAUUUGCUACGUUAACAGCAUUUAAUAAUGUUUUUUCUAAUAUUGGUUAUUGUGUACUUGGUAUACUUUUUUUUAUUAUUGUAUAUCGAAGAGAUAAAGCUUAUGCUCGAUUUCUUACGAAAUAUCCAGCAAUAGGCAAAGAAUAUGGUAUUCCACAACACUUUGGUCUCUUCUAUGCAAUGGCUAUUGGUUUGUUUAUGGAAGGUAUUCUGAGUUCAUGUUAUCAUGUAUGUCCAUCAAGACAAAAUUUUCAAUUUGAUACAAGUUUUAUGUUUAUAAUAGCGGUUUUGAAUCUAAUUAAAAUUUAUCAAACAAGACAUCCAGAUAUCAAUCCACGUUCAGCUGGUGUAUUUUCAUUUUUAGCUGUUAUUAUUUUUGUAACCGUUAUUGGAGUGUAUUAUGAUAAACAAUGGUUUUGGAUAAUUUAUGCUAUUAUUCAUAUAAUCGUGUGUUUAACAUUUACAGCAAAAAUUUAUUAUAUGGGAAAAUUAAAAAUUUCAUUUCGUGUACAUAUUCAUUUAUAUCGACUUGUAAAAGGCAAUGGAUUUCUUUCUCGACCACGUUAUCUAAAUCGUAUGAUAAUAUUGAUUGCAGCUAAUUGUAUUAAUAUUGCAUUUGCUUUAUAUGGUGCAAUAGCUCAACCUGAUUCAUUCCCUGAUCAUCUUCUAUUUAUUUUUCUUGGAAAUUUAGCUCUUUAUUUAAUAUAUUAUAUUUUCAUGAAAAUUGUUCAUCGAGAAGGCUUUACACGUUUUUCUAUAUUAUUUCUUACAUUGUCAGUAUGUUUUUGGACUUCAUCAUUAUUCUUCUUUUAUCAUGAAGUUAAGAGUUAUGAAGUUCAACCAGCUAUAUCAAGAACAUAUAAUCAACGAUGCAUUGUACUGAAUACAUAUGAUGCACAUGAUGUAUGGCAUUUAUUAUCAUCGUUUGGUCUUUUCUUUUCAUUUCUUUCUAUACUAACAAUCGAUGAUGGUGUACGAAAGAAACAACGAAAAGAAUUGGCAGCUUUUUAA
Rotaria sp. Silwood1 is the source of this 2142-nucleotide messenger RNA. The record is from the annotation of a GenBank genome assembly. Lineage: Eukaryota; Metazoa; Rotifera; Eurotatoria; Philodinida; Philodinidae.